AUGAAAAAAAUAAUAAUAACCAUCAUAACCAUAUAUUAAACACCAAAAUCAAAACAUUUAAUUUAAAAAAUUACAUCCCCAAAUUCAUAUUCAAAUUCUAUUUUAUAAAUAUUUUAAUCUUAUUAUCCAUGUACUCCUGUUAAAAAAGUAAAUAAAUAAAAGUAUAUAUGAAAUAAUCAAUUUAGAAAAAAUUAGCUUUGUUAAAUAAUGGAAAAAAAGGUGUAACUAAGUAUGUAGUUUUUACUUAAGUGACAUUUAAUUCUACCACUAAAUUCUAAUUUUGUCACUUUAGAACAUUUUGCUCAAUUUUAAGUUUAUUAUAAAAGAAAUAAAAUUGUUGAUAAUGAAUAUAGUCUAUUAAAUCUAAAAUCAUCGUCAAUAAUAUUAAAUAAAACAAAAUUAUUUUAUACAUUAACUAAUGUCUUUUAAGAAUAUAAAAUAAUGCGAAUAAUUAUUUUAUUUUUCAAAUUCUCUAUUUUUGGCAUUUUUUUCAUAUUCCGAUUAGAAAGUACCUUAUUGUCUUUUUAUAACAAGACAAGAUGCUUUAAAUAUAUAACUAUAAAAAUUAUAGUUUUUAGAAUAGAACCAAAUUGAAUCAAUAUUUAUAGGUAUAGAUAUUUCAUGA
Paramecium primaurelia is the source of this 625-nucleotide messenger RNA. Lineage: Eukaryota; Ciliophora; Oligohymenophorea; Peniculida; Parameciidae. The record is from the annotation of a GenBank genome assembly.